UAAACAGCUAAGCUCAGUGCUCAAACAGCUCAGCACCAGGACUGGUCUCUGUGCCUUUUUUUUAAAGACUCAAACCACAAUAAAAGAUGUCUAAAUCACCGCCUCCGGUGGUCCCCAGAAAGCAUUCAGGUGUCAGAGUCAUGAUAAUUCCAGGACAGCAGCCCGCUCCUGCUGGUCUGCCCACCUGCACAGGUUUUGACAAAGAGAAUGGUGCCAGUGGGGAGUCAAAUCAUACAUCUCUACUGAAUGCAGAGAGAGAAGUGGAGAUUAUGAAUCACUGCUUUGACGAUGUGGAGCGAUUCAUGGCACGCUUGCAGCAGACAGCUGAGGCCCAGACUAUUCUCAACCAAAGGAGGAAAAAGAGAAGCAGAAAGAGCAAGAAGAAGGAGGAUCAUGAUGAUGAUUUGUUGACCCUGAAAGCUCUCCCUCCAUCUGAGGAAGAAUUUGUAGACAUCUUUCAAAAAAUCAAGUACUCCCUCAGUCUGCUGGAUCGUCUCAAGUCAUCCAUCAAACAGCCUGACGCACCAGAGCUGCUGCAUUCCAUCUUUGUACCUCUUAGACUGAUGGUGAAGACCACUGGAGGGCCAGCGUUAGGAGCGUCGGUGCUCAGUCCUGCUAUGACCAGUGGUGCUGUUUCACUGCUUCAGGAGCAUCUGACCAAAGAUGAAAAGGAGCUCUGGACUUCAUUAGGGCCCAACUGGAUUUCACCCUGUUCGCAACUCAGUGUGUCUGUCCCUCCAUACUCACCUGUCUUCCUGGAUGGGUGGCAGCCUCAGGCUUAUGACUCAACUGGCCAGCUUUGCGAAGAUCCGAUCCAGUCGCAGCACAAACAAGAUGCUCUCAUAGAAAGUAGGGGGGCGCGAAAUCUACAGGCACAAGCUCGACAGAUAGCACAAAGCCCGGGUGAAGGCACUGAUGAAGUAGAAGGAAAUGGGCUUCCACCAGAGGGUGAGAGACUUUUCUGCUGCAGUUACGACUUUGUGGCCAGAAACAGCAGUGAGCUCUCUGUGCUACAAGGAGAAACAUUAGAGGUCAUCGAGUCGUCGAAGCGGUGGUGGAAGUGUCGGAAUCGCUUUGACCAGAUAGGAUUUGUCCCCUUUAAUAUCCUGGAGCCUCUGUCUGCGUUGAAUAACACUGGGGGAAGCAGCCCCGUGGUACUUAGAGAUUCAAAGCAGACGCCCCUUUCCCCUCGGACAAAGUACUUCUCAUAUGCUCCUCCAAGCCCAGUUAGGACUAGUCCUGCUGCUACAAGUCCGAUGCGACCACAGAGCAUGAUUUUACCAUCGCAAAUGAUGCAAGGAGAAGACAGUGACCCAGUCCUGAUAAUAAAUGAUGAGCUCCUUCAGCGGCUAGCUGGGAGAAGAGACUCAGCCCGUCCGCAGGUGGUCCCCCGCACAGCUGACACUUCUACUCCCCUGAACUACCACUCACCAGCUGUCGAGGUGGAGGCCUGGCUCAACACCAAGGGCUUCAGCCAACAGACAGUACAGAGUCUGGGAAUUUUAAAUGGAGCGCAGCUUUUUUCCCUGGAUAAAGGUGAACUCUGCACCGUGUCACCGGAAGAAGGCCAGAGAGUCUACAGCCAAAUUAUGGUGCAGAAGGCCCUUCUUGAGGAUGUGCGCAAAGCAACAGAACUAGAGACGGCAAUGGAGAAACAAAAGCUGAAGAUCGACAUGAACUUGGAGAGUGAUAUAGUGUGACGGACAUCCACUAACAGACAUGGCAACAAAGAUCAAUGGAGA
Messenger RNA from Epinephelus lanceolatus (giant grouper), 1742 nucleotides. RefSeq names its product EPS8 signaling adaptor L1a (gene eps8l1a). Gene Ontology annotation, cellular component: vesicle; ruffle membrane; plasma membrane. The record is from RefSeq and is a predicted model, not a curated record. Gene Ontology annotation, biological process: Rho protein signal transduction; positive regulation of ruffle assembly; regulation of Rho protein signal transduction. Lineage: Eukaryota; Metazoa; Chordata; Actinopteri; Perciformes; Serranidae. Gene Ontology annotation, molecular function: actin binding.